Trematosphaeria pertusa is the source of this 779-nucleotide messenger RNA. RefSeq lists its product as uncharacterized. The transcript has 3 exons. Bases 98 to 700 code for a protein of 200 amino acids. NCBI's taxonomy places the organism in Eukaryota, Fungi, Ascomycota, Dothideomycetes, Pleosporales, Trematosphaeriaceae. The record is from RefSeq and is a predicted model, not a curated record.
CUUGAAGGAACCGGGGCGAGUACCAGACCAACUGCUCAGCUCGACCUCAUAGCCUUGAAACUCGCAGGUCCAACAAAGAUUCUCUUUGCAUGGUACAAUGGGGUUCCAUGAGUUCACUACGCGCUCUAUUCAUAGGCCACGACAGGACACGGUACAGCUUAGGAAUACGUACGAAACCCAAACUUUUGGUGGUAGGGUAUCUCCAAUGAGUUUCCAAUCAGGACCAUCUUCUCUGGAUGCAUGUUUGGAAUCUUUAGCUCACCUUCCCCUGUGCCGAGUCCAGCGAGCCUUUUGCCGUAAUGUGGGACUCAUUCCGUUCCUCCCUCUCUCGACCAUCGGCAGAGCUCCAUCAGCCCUCCUCGUUCAGCCCCCUCUCUCUAUACAAUACUACCUAGCCCUAUCAUUAUCUUACGACUCUGCAAAAGCGCCCUUUAACGAACACAUUAAUCACGGUAUAGCCCAUCUCCUUCAUUCGAGCAUUCCUCGUUGUCUGAACCGUGUCGGGUGCAUUUCCGUUUGCCCCACCCCGCAAAGUUCUCAACGCACUCACCGCUGCAUCGCCCGCCACUCUCGGAGCUAUGACAAUCUAUGCUUCAGCUGGCUCCCGCCUCUCUCACUAGCUCAUCUUAUCAUCUUUCUCUUCGAACGUACACACGGGACUCGCUCGGUAUCUCUUACCUUUUUACGAAGCCUCAAAUGACCCGCGACUGAGCUCCGCUGACUUCAAUCUCGCGCUUCAUUCCCACACAUCCAAGUCGAGCCUUACCACCGAUUUGCAA